Aureobasidium melanogenum CBS 110374 is the source of this 1050-nucleotide messenger RNA. RefSeq names its product NAD(P)-binding protein. The transcript has 4 exons. The record is from RefSeq and is a predicted model, not a curated record. NCBI's taxonomy places the organism in Eukaryota, Fungi, Ascomycota, Dothideomycetes, Dothideales, Saccotheciaceae. Bases 1 to 1050 code for a protein of 349 amino acids.
AUGAAAUUAUUUGUGACAGGGUCAACUGGCUACAUUGGUGGUGAUGCACUCCAUGCAGUCGUCAAAGCCCAUCCUGAAUAUGAAAUCACGGCCCUUGUUCGAAACACUGAUAAAGGUGCACAAGUCGCAGCAGAAUAUCCCAAAGUGAAGCUGGUCUAUGGCGACUUGGACUCCUCCGACCUUCUCGAAGAGGAAUCAAAGAAGGCAGAUGUUGUGUGCCAUUGGGCCGAUGCCGACCAUGAAGCCUCUGCCAAAGCCAUCAUAAAAGGUCUGUCAGCCAGACAGUCCGAAGGACCCGGCUUCCUGAUUCAUACUUCUGGAACUGGUAUUCUCAUGUACACAGACCUCGACCAGCAAAUGUUCGGCGAAGAUGCCACUAAGAUUUACAAUGACUGGGACGACGUUCAGGAAAUGAUAAUCGGUAUCCCAGACCAUGCACCCCACAGGAAUGUUGAUAAAAUAGUUCAGUCAGUACGAGAUGGACACACCGUCAAGAGUGCCAUCGUCUGCCCUCCAUGCAUCUAUGGAGCUGGAAGAGGCCCGGGCAACCAGACCAGCGUCCAAGUACCUGCACUUGCUCGUUAUACCCUACAGCAAGGUCACGGGAUCCAGGUAGGCGCAGGCAAGACCUUCUGGACUCAGAUUCACGUUCACGAUCUCUCAGACCUAUAUCUGAAGCUUGUGGAAGCAGCUUCCGCUGGCGGCGGAUCUGCUACCUGGAACGACGAGGGUUACUACUUCUGCGAAGCUGGUGAUCUCGUGUGGGGAGAUGUAGCACGUCAAGUGGCUCAGUCUGCUCACAAGCAAGGCUUCCUGAAAGACGAUCAGGUCAAACAAUACUCACCUGAUGAGGUCAAGAAGAUCGUGUCCUAUGGACCUGCAUUGUGGGGAUGCAACUCUAGAUGCCGAGCCAUAAGAGCUGGAAAACUGCUGGGAUGGAAAGCCUGCUCUCCCAGCCUGAAGGAGGAGAUGGAUGCCACAGUAUUGGUCGAAGCAAAGAAACAGGGAUUGGUUGUUGGCCAUGCCAAGGUCGCUGCCGGAGAGGCAUAA